AUGGCUCAUAAAUUGAAUAGCAUGGCAAUGAUUUUGUUCUUAUUGUUAGCAUCUACAGCUAAAGCUGAGCCAGGUGUCUUUGAUGUUACAACUGCAACAUAUGGUGCAAAACCCGGGCCUGAUAUUACUCAGGCUUUGGCCAAGGCUUGGAAUGAUGCAUGUGCAUCGCCAUCGGCGAGUAUAGUUGUUGUUCCGAGUGGGACAUACAAGUUAAGAGAAGCAAGUUUCAAAGGCCCUUGCAAGGCUCCCAUUGAGAUUCAAGUUCAAGGCAUAUUGCAAGCUCCCACAGAUGGCAGCAAACUGACCAAAAAGGAUACAUGGGUUGGUUUUGAGCACAUUAACAUGCUAAGCUUAUCAGGUGGUGGAACUUUUGACGGCCAAGGAGCACUUUCUUGGAGUAAAAAUGACUGCAACAAAAACAAAAAUUGCAAAUCUAAUGCUAUUAAUCUCAGGUUCAACUUCAUCACCAAUUCCACAGUUCAAGACAUAACUUCACUUAACAGCAAAAAUUUCCACAUGAAUGUUUUCGGGUGCAAAAAUGUUACAUUCCAACAUGUUAACAUCACAGCACCCGGAGAAAGUGUAAACACAGAUGGAAUCCAUAUCGGGCGUUCAACAGCGAUCAACAUUACUGAUGCAAAUAUUGGAACUGGGGAUGAUUGUGUUUCUAUUGGUCAUGGCAGCAAGGAAAUCACGGUGACCAAAGUUACUUGCGGACCAGGCCAUGGCAUAAGCAUAGGAAGCCUUGGAAAGUAUCUGAAUGAAGAACCUGUUGUUGGGAUCAGAGUUAACAACUGCACCCUGAGAAAUACACAGAAUGGCGUGAGAAUCAAGACAUGGCCUGCUUCUCCUUCAGCUAGUACCGCCUCCGAUAUACACUUUGAGGAUAUUAUCAUGAUUAAUGUUGGUAACCCUGUCCUCAUAGACCAAAACUACUGCCCGUGGAAUCAGUGUAAAAAAAACGUUCCAUCGAGAGUUAAGAUCAGCAAUGUCAGCUUCAUGAACAUUAAGGGCUCAUCUGCCACUCCACUUGCAGUCAAGAUUGUAUGUAGCAGUUGCAUACCAUGUGAGAAUGUGGAAUUGGCUGACAUUGAUCUCACCUACAGUGGAAAAAAAGGCCCUCUUACCUCUCGAUGUUCUAAUGUAAAGCCCACCAUUACUCGCGUGACAAAAGCUCUCGCUUGUGCUACCACUGCUGGAUUAAAGAAGUAG
Messenger RNA from Prunus armeniaca (apricot), 1212 nucleotides. NCBI's taxonomy places the organism in Eukaryota, Viridiplantae, Streptophyta, Magnoliopsida, Rosales, Rosaceae. The record is from the annotation of a GenBank genome assembly.